This is a messenger RNA of Echinostoma caproni, 939 nucleotides long. The record is from the annotation of a GenBank genome assembly. NCBI's taxonomy places the organism in Eukaryota, Metazoa, Platyhelminthes, Trematoda, Plagiorchiida, Echinostomatidae.
AUGUCCCGUUAUCACAAAUGCUGGGAUUCGCGGUCGUGCAUGCACACACCCACACACACCGGAUCGGUUACUCCUCAGACUGAUCGAGUUGGUCUGAUUAUCCAGCUAAUCUUGUUUACCAUCAUCCUGGUUGGAAAUCUGAGCGUGAUCAUUGCCUUGCUUUCACGCAAUGUAAAAAACCAAAUGCGUCUGUUCAUCAUCAAUUUGGCCGCAUCCGGUACAAAAGCCCGGAUAAUGAUUUCUGUGGCUUGGCUGGCAGCCGCACUUUGCGGAAUUCCAUCGCUCAUUCUAGCUGAAAAAGUAUCCGAGACGUGCCGUUUCAAUUUCAAAGGAGUGAACGUUCAGACAUACAUGGUUGCUGUGGCACUCACAGUAUUCAUCCUACCCGCUUGCGUUAUUGCCACCUGCCACGUGCUCAUGGUGGUGACAAUCUGGCGCGCAUCAAAACUUCAGCUGACCACCCCAGGCAGUGGUCAAGGCGAACGCAAGUCCAUUUCUUCCCCAGGCUUGAAUGUCGAUGCCGGGCCGAAACGAUCCAGGCUAGCACUNGUAGCACCAUUCACAACAGUGCAACUAGCGGAGAUACACUACUUCAAAAAUCCUCGGUGUCCGCCCAACAUCCGAAAGAAGUCCAUUGUUUUGCACAUCAAGUACACGAGACGCAAAGCCGCAUCUCCACGGGAUGUUAUCAAACCAUCUUCUUCCGGUCACUUAUUUGUGGCAUACGAUUUGCUUGUGGAUAACGGUGUCCCAUACCCAGAGCAUUGGUUGAGAAAGUGGCACUCGAAAAUGGCAAUCAUGACUGUGGGUAACGAGAAACGUUUAUUGUUAUUUGCCAAUGAACUUGGUCCAUUUGGUGAAACCCCACAGUCUCAGAUUAUUAUCACCAAUUCAGUAUUCCAACGUGUAUCUGCAGUAGGUGGUCAGUGGCAUUAUUAG